AAUGUGUGAAGCCCAUUUCUGGUGUCCCCUGCCGUGAUAUAAACUUAAAUAAAAAAACAUCCAGGGAUUUAUCUAGCUCUUCCCAGAAGCAGAUAUUUGGUCGUUUCUACAGCAAAAUGUUUUAACAUUUAAAUGUAGGAAGUAAGAGCUGUCAUAAUUAUGGUUAAGUUUAAACUUUGGAAAUAACCUUAUUCAUGAGUUAAUUAAUAUAAAUAAUAUCAUUGUUUUCUCUCAAUUUGCCUGUGACAUGCAUUUUGUUUAUUUUCCAACAUAAACAUGUUUAGAAACCCCCGAUACCACGCAUGAGUCUUUCUGCCAUACACUUAUUGUUCACCACUGUUAUCAUGCUUCGAUGAACGCAACAUGUUGAAAGGCGAAAUAACUUGAACUGAUGAAUAAGCAGGCAGCUGAACAUGGAGAAUACAGCAUUAUGAUAACAGGUGUUAGCUAUCAUGGUUAUCUCUGUAUGUGGACCAAUGUGUGCUGGAUGAUAACAGUAUCACAUGGACACACGUGUGAUACUGUGUUAGUACACAGAUUGCUGUCUACAGGCACCUGCAGCACAUCAGUGACAAGUACAAAGCUGAGAAGACAAAUCCCACUGCAGGACUGGGGGACAUAUUUCCUGUCUGAAAAGAGACUGUGAUAUUUGGACGUUGCUGAAAGAGUCCCAACAGCCAUUGUGCCUUCCUUCAGCUGCCUUGUUUCACAUGCCUGGUUUCACCUUCUACUUCCAAUUGUCAUGGAAACUAGUCCCUCAAGGAUGAAGUCACUAGCGUUUUGUUUUUCAUAGAGCUAUGAAAGUCCAACUAGCCAUUUGUUUUAUAAGUAGACACAAAAGGAAAACAUCGUGAUGAGGAAGUAGUUUUUUCUGACUUUUUUAGAGGAAUUAUAUCAAGUGGACGGAAUAAUAGUCAUUCAGAUUCUCUUUGUGUAAUUGUUGCUCAAGUACCAAAGUUCUGUAUUCAGCAGUAAACAAGGAAGUUUCACAGUUUAGUUCUGUGGUGCAGCUUUAUGUCUUUGAGAGACUGAUUGUGAUUCCAUUGAUGCUAAAUUAUAAUAAGGGUUUGAAUUAUUUUGACUUUUCAUCAAUGAAUUGUUAACUGCACUUUUGACCUGUCAAAUUUGUCAUCAAAGAACCUAGUUCUAGUUUGUUAAAGGACCGGUUUAUAUUAUGCAAACUGUUUCCAUGAUGAAUUUGGUUGUGUUGGUGUGUGUGUUGAUGAUGCUGACAAUGGUGUCAGGCUACAAACAUGUCGUCUUCAUGCAUGGCAUUUUGGCUGGACCUUCCGAAUUUGACAAGUUUGCACAGCAGAUCAAAAUCGAUCACCCUGGUACCAACACAACACAGAUCAAUGCUUUUGUGGACGUGUACAGUCUGGAACCGAUGUGGAACCAGGUGGAGAAGAUUCAAAUCUUGUUCACUCAGAUUAUGGCAGACAACCCUGAUGGCAUCCAUCUUGUCUGUUUCUCUCAGGGUGGCUUGGUGUGUCGUGGUCUGAUGUCCAUGCUGCAACACAAUGUGGACACCUUCAUCGGUCUCAGCUGCCCCUUGGCUGGCCAGUAUGGAGACACCGACUACCUCAAGUACCUUUUCCCAAACUAUGUCAAGUCAAAUAUUUACAGAUAUUUCUACACUGACAUGGGGCAAAGAUGGUCUGUUGCAAACUAUUGGUAUGAUCCACAUCAUCAAGAUGAAUACCGCAAGUUCUCCGAAUAUCUGGCCGUCCUCAACAAUGACACUAUUAAUGGACAAAGUCAAACUUUCAAGGAGAACUUCUCUCGUUUGAAGAAGAUGGUGCUUGUUGGGGGUCCAGAUGACGGUGUGAUCACCCCCUGGCAAUCUAGUCAUUUUGGAAUGUACAACGGCAGUGAUGUGGUCCUCCCAAUGCAAGAACAGAGGUGGUACAGAGAGGACAGCUUUGGACUGCGCACACUGUACGAACGGAAGGCAAUUACGACCUUCACCUACAGCGGGAUUCCACAUAUCAAGUGGCACACCAACAUGGAUGUCUACAAGAAGAGUGUGGAACCAUUCCUCACAUAGACUGUGUGGGGAGCGUGAUUGUUGCCUGCGCCUUGUGUCUUGAUGUCUUCAAAAACAGUGAGUGUGGAACCAUUCCUCACAUAGACUGUGUGGGGAGUGUGAUUGUUGCCUGCGCCUUGUGUCUUGAUGUCUACAAAAACAGUGAGUGUGGAACCAUUCCUCACAUAGACUGUGUGGGGAGUGUGAUUGUUGUCUGCGCCUUGUGUCUUGAUGUCUACAAAAACAGUGACUGUGGAACCAUUCCUCACAUGGAUAGUGUGAGGAGUUUGACAGCAAUCUUCACCAUGUGUAUCGAUUUCUACAAGAAGAAUGUGGAACCUUUCCUCACAUGGACAGUGUGUGGAGUUUGACAGCAAUCUUCACCAUGUGUAUCGAUUUCUACAAGAAGAAUGUGGAACCUUUCCUCACAUGGACAGUGUGUGGAGUUUUAUCAUUGCCUUUACCUUGUAUGUCAAUAUGUACAAGUUGAGUGUGUAACAAUACCUCACAUAGUCAGUGUAUGGGAUCUGACGACCUAUUGGUACUGUGUCUAUAUUUAUUGCAGUUGAAAUAUGAAACUAGGAAAAUAUGUUGUCACGUAAGGGACGUGUCGGAUAUUGAUUUUCAAGAGGUAUUCUCUGCAUCACAUGUUUUUACUUUGCUUCUAUUUGAUUGUUUUAUACUGUGAUUUUGUUACAGCUAAACCAUUUUAUCUAAGGUUACGAUAUUUUGAUGUGUGCAAAAUGAAACAUUUUUUCGUGUUUAAGGGACAUUUUCAUACUAAUAAAAAAUACAGCUCAAUUUCAAACAGUUGAAUUAAAGUGCUUGCACACUGUUUUGGUGGGCUGUUUUUGCACUUUAAAACAAGGUUUUCAGUCAAGUAGUAAAUGUGUUGAAAAUCCCUGGAGACUGCAUGUAUUAAGAAGAAUUAACUUGACAAGCGUAAAUUAUUUUAUUGUGUUUUCUGGAACUGAGAUAUUUUUCAUAUCAUAGCAUGUUUUAGUGUAUUUUAUUUAUACUGUGAAUGUUGCUUUUACACGUUUGUAGUAAGUUGAUUUUAAUCAUAAUUUGUCAAUAUUUUUAAUGUGUACAGGAAUUGACAAGUAGCAUGUUUCAUGAGAUAUAUUCAGUCUAAAGCUGUUGAUUUUUUGUUUGAAUUUAAUUGAGAAUUUAAGAGUUUGUUUUAAUCAUACCUGUGGUAGUCACUGAAUUCAGAUCAAUAGUAUAACUAUGACAUUUAUAAUGUUCAUGCAUUAAUCCAAUGCAGAACACUCUUUUAAAAAGAGAUUUCUACAUUGGUGUUAUACAUGCAAAGUUAUUGAUUGUCGAUUGUUGAAUUUUUCCUCUGAUGUUUUUACAAUAAUUUGAUGUGAAGCUUUGUUGCCUAAUUAUUAUGGGUUUUUGUCGACAUUUAAAGAAUGUUUUCCUGCUACAGAGAAGCUCGUUUAAAUCAGAAAGUUAGUAAACAGUGUUAGUAAAAUGAACACAUUUCCAACGGGCACCAUCCAGAAAGAAGAUAUUCUGAAUAAUAGGAUCAAAACAAAUAGAGCUUCACUGUAGAAAGGGUUUCAUCCUUGGAAAGUAAGAGGUACUUCAGUGUCAAAAGAUGUGUCUUCCAAGUGGUGGGCUUUAUGUGAUAUGAAUACCGGUACUAUGCAAUCCAAGGGACAUCACUUGUGUCAGCUAGCCAGGACAACAUGCAGAUUUGUCUCAGGGGCCAAGGAGAGUUUUGAAGAGCAGAGAAUAUCAACCAAUUUUACCAAGCAGAGUAUAGGUCCUGUGCUUCAACAUGUUUCUGGUAUGUUUGGAGGAUAUAUCAGCAAUGUUUCUGGUAUAUAUCUAGGAUAUAUCAGCAAUGUUUCUGGUAUAUAUCUAGGAUAUAUCAGCUAGGUUUGUGAUAUAUAUCUCUGUUAUAUCAGCUAGGUUUCUGGUACAUAUCUAGGUUACUAGGUCAACUAUAUAGCAAGUUGUAUAGGUUUCUGCUAUACAUACUCAUAGAAAUGAAUAAGGGAACACAUGAAAAUACAAGUGUUCCUUUAGUUAUUUCCAGAAUUUCAUCCACAGUGCAAUACAUGCCUUGUAAAGAAACCUGGAAAAGAAUAAAGGAACACUUGUA
Molecule: messenger RNA, 4142 nt
Organism: Haliotis rubra (blacklip abalone)
Lineage: Eukaryota; Metazoa; Mollusca; Gastropoda; Lepetellida; Haliotidae
Product: lysosomal thioesterase PPT2-A-like
Exons: 10
Coding region: 1175-2047 (290 amino acids)
Cellular component (GO): lysosome
Molecular function (GO): thiolester hydrolase activity
Source: RefSeq, a predicted model, not a curated record